AGCCUUUUCUAAAAGUUGAUCUCCUCGCCCCAUCAUAUUUCUGAAUUGUGAAGCCGUGGUGAAGGCUGGUGGCGACUGGAGGGUGCCAGCCAAAAUGCAGCUCCUCAUCAGAUGUAAUGGGAGGAUUUUCCUGGCUAUUUGUUUAAUCCUCUUUGUGGGAUACACAGCACAAGGUGCUCCAGUGCAGAAGGCAAGGUACAAGAGAGUGAGGUGCCGACCUGAUGCCUGGUCCGCUAACUGCAUUGAAGAGAAGGGGCCCUGGUUUUACAUGGCCACUGGUGGAGCCAACAGGAUCCUUCCUCCCAUGGCAGACCCGUCCCUGAUGAAGCGAUACCAGGAGCUGGGUGACAUAUUCCCUCUCUCAGAUGAGGAGUCUGGUUCUGGGUCUGACACCAUGGUGGAAGCAGAGCCAGCCUCUGGGUCAGGGCUUGGUGAUGGCAACAGCUUCUCUGAGGUGAAGCUGCCUGUCUUCUUAGCGGGCCCGCGAGGCAGCGAGCUGAAGAGAAAGCUAACGGAGGAGGAUUUGCUCCUGUAGGGCUGGAGAUAGCAGCCUUCUUGUGCCUCCUGCACCCCUUCCCCAGUGCCUGACCCAAUGCGAUGGCCAUGAAGCAGUUUUAAACCAACUUCAAUAAAAACUUCGCCGUACAA
Pezoporus flaviventris is the source of this 648-nucleotide messenger RNA. It is a transcript of the gene SRGN, whose product is annotated as serglycin. Bases 95 to 535 code for a protein of 146 amino acids. The transcript has 3 exons. NCBI's taxonomy places the organism in Eukaryota, Metazoa, Chordata, Aves, Psittaciformes, Psittacidae. The record is from RefSeq and is a predicted model, not a curated record.